Messenger RNA from Scleropages formosus (Asian bonytongue), 5472 nucleotides. Its product is annotated as caskin-2-like. The record is from RefSeq and is a predicted model, not a curated record. The transcript has 21 exons. The coding region runs from base 778 to 4827 and encodes 1349 amino acids. Gene Ontology annotation, molecular function: protein binding. Lineage: Eukaryota; Metazoa; Chordata; Actinopteri; Osteoglossiformes; Osteoglossidae.
CAAGCGGGAAGAGUAACGCUGGGGAUUUGAUCGUCCGGCCGCCACUUUCCCGGUAAACGGCGGCUUCUGGAGGAGUAAGAGCCGCUGUCUUUGCCCGGUGGAUUAUGAAUUAGUCCCUCCGAGACUGUGAGACUAGUACUGGAGCCGAUCGUUCGCGGGACUGACUGAGAGUGAGACUGACUGGUGAUCCGGCAAACAAACAGCGAGGUCCGAGGAGGAGGGAAGAGAAAGAAACUUGGAUCCGGUGUGACUGGAGCGUUCAAGCUCGUCCAACUUACUACCUCUAACGUCUAACUCGUCUAACUACCUAUAUCGGACUGACUGACUGACACACUGACGCACUGACUGACUCACUGACUGAGUGUGAGCGACUCAAAGGCUCGACGUCGUUCCUUCGGACACACAGUUUUGGGCGCCUGAGGUUGACCUUCAAGUCGGAGCGCAUUCAUCCAGAAGCCCAUUGCACCUAUGGAAAAGGAAGGAGAAAAGGGGCAAUAAAGAGCAACGAGAGGUCAUCGCCCGCUCUGCGGGGCGCGCUGACCGUGCGGGGGGCAGGCAGAAGACCCCUGCCGAUGUGAGCCGGCGGUCUUCGACUCCCCAGGGUGAAGCAUCGCGUCAGACAGAAGCACGUCCCGUGUUGAGCGAAGCGGCUGACCGGAGCUCCUCGACGGGUUCAUGUGGCUCCUCCUUGGCCCGGUCGCUUGACGGCGGGGGGCGGCCCUGUGCGACUCCAACUCUGUCUCCAACCGGGGGCGCUCUGCUCCAGACACGGCGACCAUGGGCAAGGAACAGGAGCUCCUGCAAGCCGUGAAGAACGGAGACCUGCCCUCCGCCCAGAAGCUGGUGGCCAAGGUGAAGACCAGCCGCAGCAAGCUACUGGGCUCCACCAAGAGAGUGAACGUCAACUAUCAGGACUCUGACGGGUUUUCAGCGUUGCACCACGCAGCCCUCACCGGCACCACGGACCUCCUCUCGCUCCUGCUGGAAGCCCAGGCCACAGUGGACAUCAAGGACAGCAAUGGAAUGCGACCGCUGCAUUACGCAGCCUGGCAGGGCAAGGCCGACUCUGUGCUGAUGCUGCUGCGUGCCGGGGCCUCUGUAAAUGGCGCAUCGCAGGAUGGACAGACCCCCCUGCACCUGGCGGCCCAGUACGGCCACUAUGAGGUGUCUGAGAUGCUGCUGCAACACCAGUCGAACCCAUGUUUGGUCAACAAGGCCAAGAAGACACCACUGGACCUGGCUUGUGAGUUCGGCAGGCUGAAGGUGGCCCAGCUGUUGCUGAACAGUAAUAUGGUGGCAGCCCUGCUAGAAGGAGAGAGGAAGGAUGGCCCGGAUCCCCCCACUAACACACCGCUGCACCUGGCUGCCCGUAACGGCCACAAGGACAUCAUCAGGAUGCUGUUGAAAGCAGGCAUGGACAUCAACAGGACCACCAAGGCUGGCACUGCCUUGCAUGAGGGAGCCCUCUAUGGGAAGACCGAAGUAGUGCGUCUGCUGUUAGAUGCUGGGAUCGAUGUCAGCAUCCGGAACACGUACAACCAGACAGCGCUGGACAUCGUAAACCAGUUUACCACUUCCCAUGCAAGCAAGGACAUCAAGCAGCUCCUCCGAGAUGCCUCGGGGCUCCUCCAGGUGAGAGCGCUGAAGGACUUCUGGAACCUGCACGAUCCCACAGCCCUCAACAUCCGCGCCGGCGACAUCAUCACGGUACUGGAGCAGCACCUGGACGGCCGCUGGAAGGGCCACAUCCACGAACCCCAGAGGGGCACGGACCGCGUGGGCUACUUCCCUCCCUCCAUCGUCGAGGUCAUCAGCCGGCGCUCUGGGGGCACCCUCUUGAGGCACGCUUCCCUGCCCACCCAACGCCAGCAGUUCCUGUCCAGAGCCCCCCCUGUCUCCAGUCUGAGCUCCGCCCCCCAGACUGACGACUCCUACACACUGUAUGCGUCUCCCCCUCAUCUCACUCCGCCCCACGCCAACGGCCUGGACGACAAUGCAGCCGGGGACCGCAACAGCGUGGGAAGUACGGGCAGUGUUGGUAGCACCCGCAGCGCCGGCAGCGGGCAGAGCACAGAAAGCAGCCAUGCCCACAAUGGGCCACACCACACUACCGGACUUCUUGACCCCAACAAGCCAUCGGCCCCUGUUGGCGAACCAGCACAGCUUUUUAUUACGGGCUCCAACUCCAGCAAGCAGCACGAUCCAGCUCAGGGGGGUCUGCGGCGGAUGAAUCUGAACAGCCUGAGGGCUGGGGAACAGGGCCUCUCUCAGCACUUCAUCCGCCCUGAGCAACACCUGGAUGGCAAGGACGCAGAUGCCAUCUACCAGUGGCUCAGUGACUUUCAGCUGGAGCAGUACACGAGCAACUUUCUCAAUGCCGGAUACGACGUGCCCACUAUCAGCCGGAUGACCCCAGAGGACCUGACAGCCAUUGGGGUGACCAAACCGGGCCAUCGGAAGAAGAUCUCCCUGGAGAUUGGAAAGCUGAGCAUCCCAGAGUGGCUGCCAGACUACGUUCCAACGGACCUGAUGGAAUGGCUCAGUGCCAUCGGGCUGCCUCAGUACCACAAGAAGCUGUCAGAGAACGGCUACGACUCCAUCAGCAUUGUGCGAGAUGUCACGUGGGAGGACCUACAGGAGAUUGGCAUCACGAAGCUGGGACAUCAGAAGAAGAUCAUGCUUGCUGUGAAGAAGCUGUGUGACAUCCAGAAAGCCCAAAACCAGGCAGAGGGACAUGGGACACUGCGUCGCAAGCUGCCUGCCUCCCUGGAGCUGGUCGCCAUUGAGCCGCCAGAGAGCGGGGACUGCCCUUCACCCCACACCCCCAAAAUGCUCACCUUCCAAGACAGCGAGCUAAGUGCUGAACUGCAGAGUGCGAUGUGCAGCACCUACGGGGGCUGCCAGGAGGGUUUCUCCAUGAAGAACGCGGGGGCUAUGUCCGUCAGUCAGGAGAGCAUCGGCACACGCUCCCGUGGUUCGGGGCACUCCCAAGAGCCCCCGCUGGCCUCUGCUGCUGUCCGCAGUCGCUCCCAGGAGAGCCUGGGAAGCGGUGACAGUGGUGGCAGCCGGUCUACCGGUAGUCCAGCAAAAGAGCGCAACCUUCCUGAAGGCUGGGACCAACGACAGCCCCCACCUGCCAAGAUGGCGCUGCUGCCGCAGAGCGUGCCUGGCCUGACGCCCCCGCACACCCCCAGCAAGGGCCCUGGUUCUGCUUACCCGGCUCUUCCGGCAAAGCCCAAAGCCAGCGGCUCCCCGGUGCCACCGUACCACUCCUCCCCACAGGGCUCUGUUGCGAAGAAAGCCUUCAGCUACCUGCACUCCCACUGCGGCAGCACGGAUCUGGAGCGCAAUCCGCAGGCCAGGCCUUUUCCUGGUGCCGUGGCCCUGCCGGGGUCCCGUGGACAAGUGGCAAACGGGAAUGUCCUACGCCCCAAGAAGCGAACCCAGAGCCUAACGCGUUACGCCCUGUCAGACGGAGAGCCUGAUGAGGACGAGCCUCCCGCCCUGCCCUCGGCAGCCCUGGCCUCUUACGCCACCCUGACCCGUCGUCCCAGCCGGAGCCAGCUUGCCCGUCUGCACUCAACCCCGGAGAGCAGCCUCGGCCGCAGUCAGUCCUUCGCCGUGCGCGCAAGGAAGAAGGGUCCGCCCCCACCUCCACCCAAGCGCCUGAGCUCAGUGAGCAGCACUACACCUGCCAACCCUCCUGAGCCGGCAUACUCUCACGCAGCUGAGGUGGAGAACACGGGCAACGCAAGGAGUAUCUCCGCUGCGCUGGAGGCCUCCGAGAGUGGCUCCGGAACAUUCCUGGCACCCAAUGUGCAAAACAAGGUGGUGGGCACCCCCAAGCCCCCUUCACCGGUGCCCCCGCCGAAGCCAGUGCUGCCAGCGAUGGCCUGGGAGCCAGCUACUAGCAGGAGGAGGACAGUGAGUGAACCAGGUGCUUGUGAGACAGACAAGGUGAAGACAGGAAGCGGACCGCGCUCCGACACCGAGGACGACAGUGGCCGGGGCCUGGAGGGCUCGUCGUCACCGCAGCACAGCUCCAGCGAGUGCAUCCCCUUCGCCGAGGAGGGCAACCUCACCAUCAAGCAGAGGCCUAAGGCAGGAGUCAUUAAGCUGGAGGCUGGCAGCUCGGCCCAGGAGAAGAGCCAGCCAGCCAAGGGGCAGGAAGUGCCCGAGUUCAACCUGAAGGAGUCCGACACGGUCAAGCGAAGGCACAAACCGAAGGAAGUGCCGAAGGAGGAGGCUUCGGUCACCGAUGGCAUCAACCUUCCCGCAGCCCCUGGCUUAGAGAGCGGACAGGGGUUACGCAGCAAUGACGGUGUGAACACAAGGAUUGUGGAGCUAGAGAAGAACCUGCUGUGCUUUGAGCAGGAGAGCUCUGGUACAAAGCCCCAGAAGCCCCCGCUCUCCCCAAAACCAGCCAGUCCCCAGAAGCCCCCGACUACUGCUAAAGCCCCUCAACAUCUCCCUGCAUCCUCUUCAGCUCGAGUGCCCGGUGUGACGCUCAGCGUGGUGCAGAGCGUGGCCUUUGCCGAACCCUGCCCCCGCAGCCCGCACGCCUCUCCGGAGCCUGCUGCAGCCCACCAGCCUCAGAAGACGGGAAAGCCCUGGACCGGAGCGCCGGCCUCAGCCCUGGCCCAGAACCGGCUGGAGCAGACCAGCACAUCCCUGGAAGCAGCGCUGAAGGCUGUGGAGAGAAAGCUCACUCUGGACAAUGGCGUUGACAGCGGUGGCGGCACGGUGAAGUCGGCCGGAAACAUUCUCGACGACAUCGGGAACAUGUUUGACGACCUGGCCGAUCAGCUGGACGCCAUGCUGGACUGAGCUCCGUCUCCCUUGCCCUCGGCAGUAGGGCUGCACCUGUCACCAUGACGACCUGCCAUGGCCCUGUCACGAGAACAUUGGGUUCAGCAUGCUGGUGCCACACCCUCCCCCACCGCCUGAGAAGAGACACGGGUAUCAGGGGGAUAAUGAUGUGUCGGGGGCCUUUGGGACACUACUAGCAGGCGGGUGGAGUGAGACACUGUGCAGACCCCCACCCAACGCUCCACCAACACAAGCACUUAACGCUACUACUAUUGUCCUCUACGCUGGGCUCUGGAUGGAGAGGAGCUGCCGUGAACCAGGCACGUCAACGUACUUCCGCGUGCUUGUCAGCCGGAGCUCAGACCCGAGUCACUCGCGUCCCAGGUGGAGCCACCGACUCAGCACUGAAAGCUCCCGCCAGUCGAGAAGACACGGCGUCAGCAUUGUUCUAUCCGAGUGCGCGUGUAUGUAUGCGCCCCUGCUCCAGCGUACGCAGCCUGGGCCUGGUCGCCACGCAGCGAGUGAGCGGAGUGACAGCUGUCGCUUGGGAACAUGGCGAAUUCAUCAUGAAAACAAACCGGGUCAGAAAACGCCGAGUGCUUCGGCCUUAGCGGAAAAACUUUGCAGUAUUAGGAAGCGUUAUUCCUACUUGGGGGGAAAGAA